ACCAGCAGCAUCUGCUGCUCCAUGACCCACGUGACUUCCGCAUUUCACUCCUUGUACCGUUACGGCUAACAGUGGAUACAGGUUACAGAAAUGGUUUGUUUAAUGAUCAUGUUGUUCUGCUCGGCUCUUCGUAUCAGUUCUGUCUCUGCUGAAGACAUCACAGGUUAUUCUGGACUCAACGUCACUCUGAAUUGUACAACUACUGAGAACAAACCUGUCGCUGUGGAGUGGCGCAGAACUGAUCUGGGGGAUGAAUUUGUUCUUCUGUACAAAGACGAUCAGAUUGAUUCAUCCAUCCAGCAUCCAGAUUACAAGAACCGAGUGGAUCUGGCAGACAGACGGAUGAAGGAUGGAGACGUGUCUCUGGUUCUGAUGAACGCAACGACUAACGAUAAUGGAACAUAUGAAUGUCGAGUUCGAAAUCAAGGAAGCCUGGAUGCUAAACGGAUCAGAACCAUCAACCUGCGUGUUUCUCCUCCUCCUCCUCCAGGAGACAAGAACUCAGGAAACCAGGACGGAUCCGUGGGACUGAUAGUUGGUCUGAUUGUGUCUCUGCUGGUGUUUUUGUUCUAAUCUAUAGAAAACAAUUUGCUUGUUUAAUGCAGAAAACCUCAGAUCCUCCAGUUAAUCUAUAGAUGAAUGAAUGCCUUAAUCCUGUAAAGAUAAUUUGCAUCAGAUUAUUGCUGCUGUUGGUGAUUUUCUGAUCGAUCAGCAUGAACUGAUUUCCUCCUGCAGGCUGUUUCCUCCCUGCUCUGAUGUUUCAAUAAUCACAACUGAUCAACCUUCUGAUCUCAUCAGCAUUAUAAAACUAUUUUACCUGUACCAUCAA
Molecule: messenger RNA, 829 nt
Organism: Xiphophorus hellerii (green swordtail)
Lineage: Eukaryota; Metazoa; Chordata; Actinopteri; Cyprinodontiformes; Poeciliidae
Product: coxsackievirus and adenovirus receptor homolog
Exons: 3
Coding region: 91-573 (160 amino acids)
Biological process (GO): T cell costimulation; cell surface receptor signaling pathway; immune response
Cellular component (GO): external side of plasma membrane
Source: RefSeq, a predicted model, not a curated record